AUAUAUAUUUGUCGAUAGCAUAUUUGGUAGACCGCCAAUCAGUAGCCCUGUUACGAUCCCAAUAAUGGACUUCGCUUCCGCAACCACCACCACCGUCGUUUCCGCCGGCGAAGUCAUAAUGGCCGCCCUCCUCCGCCUUCCCGUCCACUCCUUCUCCGACCUCACGCGCUCCCUUGCUGACAAUCUCGAUCUUCACCGCCGCCGCCUCACGUUCCUCCUCCUCUCCCCCCUCCACUUCGCCCUCACCCUCUCCCACCUCCGAUCUCUCUCGCUCCACGAGAAGACCCUCCUCCUCGCCCGCCUCCUCCUCUCCUCCCUCCACCUACUCCUCCCCACCGCCGCCUCACCGCACCCCCACCGCCUCAGCCUCCGCGACCUCGACGCCGCGCUCCUCCUCGUGGCUAUGUGCGACUCCCAUGACCCCUCCGCCCCCAUCGACUCCUGGCGCGCCACCGUGUCCCGCCACGUUCUCCAUCAGGCGCUCAGCCCCUCCGGUCUCGGAGACGGCCCGUGGCCCGUCUUGUGCCACCACGUCGACGCCGCCGCGAAGUGCCGGCGGCUGAUGGAAACCAUGGCAGGCGGAGGGAAGGAGAGAUCGGAAGUGGCGGCGUCGGUGGCCUCAGUGGUGGCGCUCCCGUGGGUGGAUCACGGAGGAGCAUCCGGGGAGUGCGUCGUGUGCAGGGAGGAGAUGGGGGAAGCGGGAGGGAGGAUGGUGUGCGAGCUUCCAUGCAGUCACCGGUUGCACUGGGGGUGCGCGCUGGGGUGGCUCCGGCGGCGGCACACCUGCCCGUGCUGCCGGCACGAGCUACCGACAGAGAACGUGGCGUGCGAGAUGGGACGGAUGUGGAGGGCAGCGGUCAGGUCAGGCAGCGAUCACAAGCAGAGACCACUGUGAAGAAGGGAAAAAAAAAAGUAGACAUCAAUCAUCCCGCGCAAGUGCGAGAGGCUACCCGCGAGAUCGAAUCGUCGUUAUCUGUUUAGCAACCUCCUUACUUACAUGGUUACAUGUACUGUGUUUCAUUCCAUGGGAGCAGACAGUGACUUCAGUUCAUGUGGCUUCAAUUAUUUCAUGCUCUAGCACAAAACGGGGAGGUGCAAUUGGCCACAUCUCAUGAAAAUUAUAUAAUUCGGAUUGGAGAAGCUUGUUCGUUUUGCUAUGUGCACGAAAAUGUAUGCCUCGUUUCUAUUUUAAUAAUAAGAUCAGUUAUUCAA
This is a messenger RNA of Zingiber officinale, 1212 nucleotides long. RefSeq names its product E3 ubiquitin-protein ligase SGR9, amyloplastic-like. The transcript has a single exon. Lineage: Eukaryota; Viridiplantae; Streptophyta; Magnoliopsida; Zingiberales; Zingiberaceae. The record is from RefSeq and is a predicted model, not a curated record. Gene Ontology annotation, molecular function: ubiquitin protein ligase activity. Gene Ontology annotation, cellular component: cytoplasm. Gene Ontology annotation, biological process: protein ubiquitination. Bases 65 to 895 code for a protein of 276 amino acids.